AUGUUAAAUAAUUAUGAUUUACCUUAUCGUAUUAUUGAUAGUUUAAAACAAACGAAUUCAAAUGAUGAAGAAGACUAUGACAAUUGUUUUACUUAUUUAACAUAUGAUUCCAAAGAUAAAAAUAAAACAAAAUAUGUUUUAAAAAUAUUUGAUCUGGAAAAAAUGACAAAUCUUAGUGAAUUUAUUAAAGAUAUUCUAUGGUAUAAACAAUUAAAUCAUUAUAAUUUAAUGUCACUCAGAGAUUGUUUUCUUAUCGAUACAAAACUUCAUCUUAUUAAACCUUAUGCAUCAUUUGGUUCUUGUGCUGAUCUGUUAUCUGUUCAUCCAUUUGGUAUACGUGAACAACUAAUUGCUCACAUUAUGUGGCAACUCUUACAAGCUCUUCGUUAUUUACAAGAUAGACACAUAAUGCAUCGUGGAAUUUCUUCAAAAAAUAUAUAUAUUUGUGAUAAUGGACGUGUUUUAUUAGAUAAUUUUUCUCAUUGUAUAUCAAUGAUAUCACCAUUUGAUGGGAAAUUACGACGUCAAAUAUAUGAUUAUACAGAUAGUCUCAAAGAUGAAAUAUUAUAUUUAGCACCAGAGAUAAUUUAUCAAAACGCUGAUGGAUAUAAUUUCAAAAGCGAUGUUUAUAGUUUAGGUACUGUUGCAUGUGAACUUGCUAAUGGAAGUAAUACUUAUAUUGAUAUGCCUUUUGGAAGUUUAAGUAUGUUAUAUGCUAAAAUUCAAGGUUCAGAACCAAUUUUACUUGAUCAAACACAAUUAACAGAUGAAAUGAUUGCACUUAGUGAUGAUAAUUCCAGUUCAUAUGUUGAAGAAAUUAAAAGACGACGAUAUACCAAAGAAUUCCAUUCAUUUGUUAAAAAUUGUGUAUCUACAUCACUUGAAUCUCGACAUUCGGUUGAUGAAUUAAUAAUGCAUCCAUUUGUCAAACAUCCUAAAAAAAUCAGUCAUGAUUCUCAACAUCUUGCUGAUGAUAUGGCUAAAAUUCUUGGAUUUUAUAAAGCAAAAGAAUUAAAUAAUACAGAAGCAAAUAUCGAACAAAUAUUUGAUAAUUCCAAUAAGAAAUAUAAUAGUAUUAAUUUAUCAUGGGAAUUUUAA
Molecule: messenger RNA, 1098 nt
Organism: Adineta steineri
Lineage: Eukaryota; Metazoa; Rotifera; Eurotatoria; Adinetida; Adinetidae
Source: the annotation of a GenBank genome assembly